Messenger RNA from Prunus mume (Japanese apricot), 726 nucleotides. RefSeq names its product zinc-ribbon domain protein. The record is from RefSeq and is a predicted model, not a curated record. NCBI's taxonomy places the organism in Eukaryota, Viridiplantae, Streptophyta, Magnoliopsida, Rosales, Rosaceae.
AACACUAAUUAACCGUACUUAACAGAAGAAUAAUAAUUACUUUACUUAAUUAAGGCUACACAACACAUGGAGCUCCUGUAAAACACCCUCCAGAAAUCCACCGAACCCUCCAGAAAAAAGCUUCAAGUACUAACCGCCUCCACCUCCUCUCUAUCAAUUUAAACCCAAAGCGACAAACCGUCCGAAAACAAAAGAACAAAAAAAUCCAGAAAGUGAUUUGAAAAAUUAGAAAAGAGAAAAUGUUCUUCUUCUUCGCUGGAGGAGUGGAGCAGCAGGUCCGGCAGGUGCUGAAAUCCAGUGCGGGCAGGUGCAUAGUGUGCAGGUCGCCGGCGGAUCUGGUGGACUACGAGAAGGUACUGAAGGUCUUCUUCGUCCCCGUAUGGCGGUGGCCCGGAAAGGAGCCCGUCAUGCACUGUAACAAUUGCAACCUCUUCUUCCCUCAGUCGUACUCUCUGCCGCCCCGAAGCUGCGAUCGGGUUGUGGAGCCAGAGUUCAACUUCUGCCCCUUCUGUGGCUCCGCUAUAUGAACAUCAAUUUGUCCCUUCAUGACUGCUCUGUUUUGUGUAUCUUUGUAAACUGGAAUAAAAUUGGAUGUUUCAGAAAAUUGGGUUUUGUUCUUCUUCCCAUUUGUGUUAAUGUAAUUGUUGAGAAAUGGAAAUGUGGCAGAAGGAUAUGAAAUUGGUAUUAGUUUGUCAUUUCAAUCAUGAGAAACACUCAUUGGCAAAA